AUGUCAACCACAACUUCAACAACAAAUUCAACCACUCCAAAACCAAGCCCUACAAGUAUAAUACCUUCUCCUUCUUUACAAUCUCAAGCAUCAUUUCAACGACUGUCAAAUCGUUUAACUCCUCCUCCUCCAUCAAAUAAUACUAGUACCAAUAUGUCACCAACUAAUUCAAAUUCAUCAUCUCAAUCAAUGACUGAUUCACCAACUCUUGACCCUUAUUUAUCUCAAUAUAUCAAAUCUCCAAGUAUAAAUUCUUCCUUACAUAAUCAUAAAUUAUACUUUGAUUCUAUAAAUAAACAACGAAAAGUUCGACUGUUUGAAAUUUAUCAAAAAUAUCUUAAUAAUCAAAAUCAACAAAAUCAACAAAAUCAAAAUCAACAGAAUCAUAAUCAUAAAAAUCAUUAUAAUCAAAUCAAAAAGUAUCAAUUCCAAAAACAUCAACAAUAUAAAAUCAAUGAUUAUCAACAAUAUAUUCAAAAAUAUAGAGAUGAAUCUCAAAGAAAACAACCAGCUCCUUCUUCACCUUUAAUCAAUGAAAAUAAAUUGAAUCAAAAGGAAGUCAUAGAACCUGUACCAGUAACUAAGAUUCCAAGUCAACAAAUCCCUCAAAUACCAGUCAGUCAUAUCACUAAAUCUUUACCAUUGGAAUUCAUGGAUUGUCCCAUGGAUGAUCUUAUCAAUUUAAUCUCAAGAAUGUUACAAUCAUUAAUUCUUUUAAAUGAUAAAAGUGUUCCUAAUUCAAUUUCAAAACCUCAACCUUCAUCAACCACAUCUACGAAUAAUUUACUUACAAGAUAUCAUUCCAGAUCACCGCCACAAAUCUCAACUCAUACUUAUCUUACUCGUCUUACUAAAUUUAAUAAUUUCAAUCCCGCUACUCUAUUAACGACGAUUUAUUAUAUUGAUUUAUUAAGUCAUCAAUAUCAACCAUUCUUUACGUUGAAUUCAUGGACAGUUCAUAGAUUUUUAUUAGUAGCCACCAUGUUAGCUCAAAAAUCAAUGGAAGAUUUCUUUUAUACCAAUGAUCAUUAUGCCAAAGUUGGUGGGGUUGCCAUUGGUGAAUUGAAUUGUUUAGAAUUGGAUUUCUUAAAGAGAGUCGAAUGGAGAUGUGUUCCAUGUAAACCUACUGGUAGCAAUGAAGUUAAAAGUAAUGGUAAUUAUAGUGCUAUAAGGUAUUGUAAGGAUGUUUUGAAUUUAUAUUAUCAACAAUUAAUUGAAUUAAUGGGAAAGAAUCAUCAUAUGGACAAUGGAACUUUCUAUGUUAAACAUGGUAAAAAGAAUGAUAGUGUUAUUGAAGAUAAGUCUGAUGUUAAGACUUUGAAAGAUGAUGAAAAGAUGGAUAGUCCUGUCGAUGAAGAUGAUGAGGAAGAUGAUGAAGAGGAAGAUUAUGAUGAAGAGGAAGACUAUGAUGAUGAUGAAGAAGACGAAGGAGAGUAUGACGAUGAAGAAGACGAUGAAGAUGAAGAGGGAGACGAUGAAGAAGAAGACAAUGAUGAUGAUGAUAGUGAACAUACUGAAAAGGAGGAAACUCCAAAAUCAUAUCAACCAACUGUCUCAACCAAAACAAAAUUUGAUGCUAAUGGAUUUAGUGUCGAUGGAUCAUCAUCACCACAUUUAAAAAGAAGAUAUUCCGAGCAUAAUAUCGAAGAAAUAUAA
This is a messenger RNA of Scheffersomyces coipomensis, 1656 nucleotides long. RefSeq lists its product as uncharacterized. Lineage: Eukaryota; Fungi; Ascomycota; Pichiomycetes; Serinales; Debaryomycetaceae. The record is from RefSeq and is a predicted model, not a curated record. The transcript has a single exon. Gene Ontology annotation, molecular function: protein kinase binding; cyclin-dependent protein serine/threonine kinase regulator activity. Gene Ontology annotation, biological process: regulation of cyclin-dependent protein serine/threonine kinase activity. The coding region runs from base 1 to 1656 and encodes 551 amino acids. Gene Ontology annotation, cellular component: nucleus; cyclin-dependent protein kinase holoenzyme complex.